This is a messenger RNA of Ziziphus jujuba (common jujube), 2867 nucleotides long. RefSeq lists its product as uncharacterized. NCBI's taxonomy places the organism in Eukaryota, Viridiplantae, Streptophyta, Magnoliopsida, Rosales, Rhamnaceae. The transcript has 3 exons. The coding region runs from base 409 to 1806 and encodes 465 amino acids. The record is from RefSeq and is a predicted model, not a curated record.
AUCGUCAUUUUGAGAAAUUGUGAUUCGUUUCGUGAGAGCUUGCGAGGCUUCUAGAGAGAGAGAGAGAGAGAGAGAGAGAGAGAGAAGAGAAAGGAAGAAAAUAUAAUCAGAUCUUUUCUCUAUUUUCGCGGAGGCUGAGGAAAAAAUAUACGAUUUUCUCAGAUUUGAGUUUGAAGACCAAAACCUAAAACCGAAGCGAAGCGAUUCUUUGGUUUUGAUCUUUAAUUUCACGAAUUAGAUCGAUUUUAAUUGCUCGAAUAUAAUUCCUGUACCGGUUCUUUCGUGUAAUUGCUCGAAUACAUAAUUAUUGUUCUGAUUGACGAACUUGAUCGGAAAUCUUAAUUAGGCUUCGAUCGACGAACUUACCUAACGGGAAAUAGUAAUUAGGGUUUCGAUUUAGGAGAAAUCAUGAAUGAUCCAUCGCAGAUGAUGAAUCAAGCGAAGAUGAUGGGGCUGAGUCAGGCUCAGGUCAUGAGCCAACAGUCUCAGAUGAUGAGCCAGGCGCCUCAGAUUAUGAGCAAGAUGGCUCAGUCGUCACAGCCUCAGAUUCUGAGCCAGUCACAGGCCAUGGCGGCUCAGCAGCAGCAGCAGCAAUCUCAGCUGAUGAUGGUGACGGGCCAGUCGCAGCCACCGAUGUUGAACAGAAACUACAAAGCUUGGUCGCAACAGCAGCAACUGCCUCCUUUGGACCCGAGCAAGAAGUUUCAGAAGUCUAAUUUCGCGGCGGCUCCAAAGCUGCCAAACGCUGGAAGAAACAAUUGGAAGGGCAAGAAAGUUACUGACAAUCGGAAGGAUCCGAGAAGGAUCGAAAAACCCAUGCCCAAUGCUCCCCUGAGUGGUCUGACUGGUAGCGGAGGCUACAAGCCCCCGACCCUUCACGAAUUGCAGUCUCAGAAUCGGUUGAAGGCGCGGAAAUUUUAUCCAAAGAAGAAGUUUAAUAAUAGGUUUGCGCCUUAUGCGCCGAGGAAUACGACGUCGUUUAUAAUUCGGGCCAAAAAAGCCGGUGGCAUUGCUUCCCUGGUGUCUCCGUGUCCCGUGACGCCGUCCGUGCUUCCCACCCCGAUAUUCUCGCCAUCAAGGGAGGUGUUGGGUGAUAUGGCGAAAGAGGAGUGGGGAGUUGACGGGUAUGGGUCGAUGAAAGGUUUGAUUAGGCUUCGGUCCCCUGGAAAUGAGGAUGAGGAGGAAGAAGAAGGUGGUGGUGGGUCUAGUGAGAGUGAUGUGGAGGAGCAUGUGGAGGUUGAGAGGAGGUUGGAUCAUGAUUUGAGCAGGUUCGAGAUGGUAUACCCGAACUACAGCGGGGUGGAGUACAACAAUGUUCUGGAGAACAGAGUGGAUGAUCAAGAUACUCAUAUAGCCCAACUAGAAGAAGAGAACUUAACGUUGAAGGAGAGGCUUUUCUUAAUGGAGAGGGAGUUGGGGGAUUUGAGGAGGAGGUUGCAGUUUCUUGAGAGGCAGCACCACAUGGUGGAGGAGGUCAACGAGGAGGUGGUGGAAAAUGGGUCUGAUAAUGACAGCGAGGGAGGAUCUGCGGAUGCUCCACCCAUGUGUGUUGAUGGUCCAAAGGAAGAGCAUGUUGAUGGCACCCCUGAGAAUGAACGUGUAAGGGAUGUUUGUAUGGAAGAGUUUGUACCCCAUGAACAGGCAAUGCAUGAGUUUGUACGAAAUGAACAGAUUGCACAGGUGGAUGCGGCAGCAAAAAAAUUGAUUACAGUGAAGGAUGAGGAGGCAAAGACUGACUUCAUAGUGGAUCAAGCGUUAUCUGGAAAGGAUGUUUCCAAUAAUGAAGCGGAAAAUUUGAGUUCGUAGAGUUGCAUAGAAGAUUGCAGAAACGAGGAUUUCAAGCUCAUAGAGAGAGCUCAGAGAAAAGCAUCGGUGGCGGUGAUCAAUUUGUCCCGCAUUAAUCAUCCAGUGAAGACUUUUUUAAGUGUGCACUUCCAACAUGCCGAAGAAGGUGCGGCAGACUCUAAAUAACCAAAGAUUGGGAGGUUUGUAUUGAAGUUAGAAAGGAACAAAAUGUAUUGAUGGGGGAGGCGUACUUGGAGAAUUCAAUAAUCAGUUGUUAAGCCGCAGCUGUUUCCCAGUGACGGCCAUUGAACUAGUGAGUCAACAUUGGAGGUAUGCAACAGCUUGUUAUUUUGUUUAGAGCAUAAUACUUUGAGAUGGCUUACUAAUCUGAUUAAUUUUGCUUUGAAUUGGUUGUUUGGACUGCUCUGCAAUACGUCCCAAAUGUAGGUUUAGAGGCUUCGGUUAUUUUCUUUACUUGCCGCAAGCUGGUAAUCAAACUUCAGCAUGGAGAUUGAUAGGUUUUGCCAAAAACAUAGAGGCUUCGGCUUGUGAUUCUUGAUCCAAAUCUUUCAUUAAUGAAUAGACAUUUCAUUAAUUUGAACCCCUAUCUGUGUUCGGCUAAUUUUAGUUGAUCCUUCAUUUGUUCUUUAUCUAAUCAAUCUCUACCCUUUGUAUGUGAUCAAGAAAAAAUUGUCUGAAGAUAACAUUUUUGGACAUAGAGGAAGGUUCUGAUUCCGGUUUUGGGAAAGCUCUACUGCAUCUUUUGAUAUUUUCUAAUUACAAAUCUUCAAUUUUUUUUUUUUUUUCCCCCUCUUAAUUCUUUUGUUGGUUUAACCACAGGUUUGUUUUUCCAUUUGGAUACGGUGGGAUGGAUGCGGUUGUACAGUGACAAGAUAAUAGCUACUUUGCUGCUGUAACCACUGAAAGAUCAUUGUUUUUCCUCUACCAAUUGUCCAGACCCUAGAUGGAGCCUCUAAAGAAUUCCACUGCAUAAUUUACACGAGAUUUAUUAUUGAGGAUUAAUUAGCCCAAAACAUGGUGGGGAAUUUAUGAAUUUUUGAAUCUACAGAUUUUUAGUAUUA